Molecule: messenger RNA, 721 nt
Organism: Aspergillus brunneoviolaceus CBS 621.78
Lineage: Eukaryota; Fungi; Ascomycota; Eurotiomycetes; Eurotiales; Aspergillaceae
Exons: 1
Coding region: 139-525 (128 amino acids)
Source: RefSeq, a predicted model, not a curated record
CGUCACUCCCUCCUACACGCGGACCACCCCGACCACAACGUGCUGGGCACUCGUGCUGGCGCUCACUUCUUUUAUUCUGAUCUAUCGAUAUCACAAUCGUUGGAUUCUCCGACCGCGACCUCGAAAUCCAAACUCUGAAUGCUCCAGCUCCACUGUAAGUUGCUCUACACGCGGGCUAGUAUUGGUCUAAGCUUGCCCGCCGGCGUUUCAUCCUCCACUGUUCGCCCAGACACUACUACCACUACCUCUACCACUACCACUAACUUUACUACCUUACACUCUCACUCUCUCCCCUUCUCUCCCUCUCCUGAUCUUGGCUGUUCCUUUCCCUCCCCUCCCCUCCCCUCCCCUCCGUCCUUUGCUCCUCCUCCUUCUGGCUUCCUGCCCUCUUCCCUCUCGUUCUUUCGUCGUUCGUAUCGCAUUCUUCCCUCCUCGACCCCUCGUCGCUUUCGUUCCCUUCACCUUCCUUCUACUGCCGAUUUGAUAUCGUGCACCACGGCUAUCCUUUUCGCCCCUGAAAAUUGACAUCGCCCCUCGCUCAAUUAACACUCGCGCAACUAGGUCGCCAUUCGUUUGUGCCUUCCCGCCUUCUCGCCAUACCCUCAAUUUCCCCAGUCCCGUCUGCGCGCGUAUCCUUCUCUCGACAAACGUCACUCACCCACCCUCGACGCACCAUAGCUGUCGCUACCGUUUGCGCCUUGUCCCCCCCCUGUUCACUUCG